AUGAAUGGCGAUGCAAGCCUCGUCGGCUGUCUUGUCGACAGGCUCGCUACCAGACUCCCCCAUCGAGCUGGUACAAGCGGCCAGACCUUACAACAAGACGAUGUUCUCCAAGUCACCAGAGCCACUCUGGUCGAGCUCGGCAAUAGUUCGAUUGCUAAAGUCAUCGCAUCACUCCUGGUCCUCCUCGAGGACCUCGCGCGCCCAUACUCGACCGUCGCCGACCAUCCAAACCACAUCCUAGCCUCUGAGCUUUACGUCGUCGCCGUUAUUGCAGACUGCUGUUCUUCGCAUUGGGGAUCCCUUUCGCGAGAUGCAGAUAUAAGUCCGAGCCCUUCGCCUCCUCCUCUUGAUGAAGUACUCGUCAGCCGUCUCUUCGACGCGUUCAAGCAUCUUCUUGAACCGAUUCCCGAGAAUUGUAUCCUCCCUGCCCAGACCCUUCUUGAUCGAGUGUCGACGCGGAAUGUCUCUGUCGCUCGACCCGAAAGCUCGUCUGUAUCCUCGGACGCGGAAAGCUCACCCCCAAGUGAUGAGAAGUUUACAGAGACAUUGGUGGAGAUGGAUACACACAUCAAGACAGUGACGGAAUAUGUCACAACAUCCAGCUGGACUGCUGCUUUUGACUAUCUUAGAAAUGUCAUAUACUCCAUACGAACUAGUAUUGUCACUCAGCCUGGCGUGUCUGCGCCAGGAUCGUUCCAGGAUGCUGAGAGAGCGGCACUUGUGGUUUUGCGACUCCUGUCUUUCUUCUGGGUUGACGGCCCAAAGCUUGGUCAGGUCAUACAAGAGAUCUGCUCAAGCUUCCUGCACUUCCGAAAGCCAUAUCAGAAUACUAUUGCUGUAGUCUCACCAUUGUUGAUUAUGAGAUGGUUGGACCGGUUCCCGCGAGAGUUUGUGCAGCUUCAUCAAGUACAUAAGCGACUCGACGGAGGAGCUGAUACAUUAUUUGACAUGGCACAGGCUGCGACCGAUAAUGGACGACGGAGGGGCCUGUUUUACCCGCUCCAAACCACAUUGCUGUUUCUUUUGCCAGACGUUUUCGAAGUUGCAAGCAACAUGCGUGAAGCAAAGAGCAGCAGUAUGGCGAAGAAAGUUUCCUUCUUGGAGGGACUAAGAAAAGCCUCGCGGAACCGAAAUGAGCAAGCAGCUUAUUGUCUCGUCUCUUUGCUCCGCGCUGCCAGGCAUUUUGAUGUGGAGAGCGAUUCUGCAUUAGUCAGUUAUGCACUAGAUGUACAGGAUGAAGUCCGUGAUGCUCUUUUCCGCCGCAUCACCUCACCGGAAUACGGACCCUUCGACCAGGACAUGAUGACUGCGGCCUUCGUGAGCUUGACACAUCUCAAUCUUGAUACAAGUGUUAGUGGCUUUGUUGAGAGUUGCAUCGCACCGAACGCCCCGACUAGCUUCAAGCUAGCUGCUGUUCAAGGGUGUUCGUAUUUUGCUCAACAACCCUAUGCUUUGAGGUACCAUGAAUUGUUUGAUGUAGCAAUACCAUUCAUGCGAACUCAACUAGAGACCGAGAACGUCAAGAAUGGGACAACGAACCGGCAGGAAAGCGAAAGAACAGAGCUUGUCUGCAGCAUUCUUCAGUUUUUAGAUGCAUCUCCAGCUCGCUUGCUGGACGACUUAUCUACUGACAGCUCAAACAAUAGCUUCUUCAAGUCUUUCCUUCUAUGCGUAUUGUCCGAGAACACAUCUAUACGCAAGCUUGCCACUGGUGUAGCAAGCCGCCUCUUUCAGGGUCAUCUUGAAGCGUACCGUCAAUUUGAUACCGGGCACCGUUUUGGCACAAAAGAGCUUCGUGAUGACAUCUGGAGUAGAAGUUCAAAGGUUCUCCUUACUUUAUGUGAAUCUGUAACCUAUAAGAAGGAUGACCAAAGCUUACGCGACCUUCAAGAAUAUCUAGAAGCGCGCUUGCUUAUCCUCAAGAAUAUCCCGGAAUUGGCCAAAGUACCAGAAGAUGCAGGAGAUGUCAUCAGUGCGUCUUCGAAACUCGAGACAACCUUACUCAUUUCGCUUUGUUCUGCGAGCAUCACGACGUGUCAGCUGGUGACGUCUUGCACAGGGUUAUUCCUCCAGGAGUGCUCGAUCAUCGAUAAACAUGUCGAGUCGGCGAAAACGUCGGCGCCCAUACUUAGGAAUGCGGAAGUUUAUCGUGAAAUAUCAUCACCCGCAUUUCGAUUCACUGGAUUGGUCGCAUUCCAGAAGCGAGUGAGAGGUCUUCUUCGUCAAAUGCAAUUCCCAACAAGUGGCAUCCUGAAUGCGUGGGAAACGGCGUUCGAUCGUUGGCUGUACCUCGCAAAAGACGUUUCAACGUCUACCCUUGAUGUCGUGGAUGGCAGAGCACUGGCCGAAUGGCGAAAUUACUCCGGAUUCCUAGCUUCUUUGGGUGGUAUUUGUACCGCUGAUACAGCCAUCAUCCUGGAAGAACCGGCUCUUGGGGGCCUUCGAUGGAUCGAUCGGGUUUCCUCCGAGCAUUCUGAAGAGCCAUUGCUGACAAGAUAUCUGAGACUCAGUAUUCAGCUCUUAGCGUGUGCUAAUGUGAGAGUUCGUGAAGCAAUGCGAGAUGUCCUUGCAAGUGAGGUCUCACCUGCCCUUUAUUACCCUUUAUUCAGAGCUUUGGAGUCCGAAUUGGAAGUAUUGUUCACUGGUGCUCUGGCUCCCGUUGAAAAAGAUCAGGACAGCGAAGUAGUGUUCGCUGAACAGGCAGCAUCGCUACUACGUGCCUUGGUUGAAAGGCUUGAAAGCCCUUCUGAUUUAGGAGCUGCUUCAUCAGUACACCUGGGGUCGCUUACACUGAAUUUCGCAAAGUUCCUGGACGGCAUUGUCGACACGCCCAACACCCUGAGAGUAAAGAUUCGCGUGUGUCAUCUCUGUGAAGUCGUGACUAAGCGAAAGGAACAUCUGAACUUAAGAGACGACGUCCGCAUACGAAACCAGCUACUCGAAUACAUCUUUGGAUGGAUCGCACGCCCUCGUUCACCACAGCAUGGACCCGGAUCUAGGCAAGAUGACACGGCUCGUGUCCAGAAAGACCUGGACAAGGCUUGCUUGAAAUCAUUAGCUGACCUAACGUUCCGUUUGCCAUUGCAGCCCUCUGACAGUCAUACAGAUGCUGGCAUGAGCGAGAUGAAGUCGCAGAUGUUUCAUACAUAUUUCAAUCGAUUCCUAUCCUUGCUUAAUCACGAGCCAUCGGAAUUGACCAGGUCCGACACCACGUUGAGCGUUACACUUCGCGAAGAGUCUGCAUCAAACUCAGACCUGGCAAUCACCAUUUUGUCCAACUUACUCAGUGCCAAUAUUGACGUCGGUCUUAAGCAUUCACUCAACAUUGGAUACCAUGAUAACGUUGAGAUUCGCACUGCAUUCGUCAAGGUCCUUUACAAUAUCCUUGUCCAGGGAACCGAGUUUAGUAACCUGACUGACUCGGCUGUAAGUGAGAAGUACGAAGAAUUGUUGGAACUCCUGACUAGUGAUCUUUCUCUUGCUAUUUCCAUGGCGGUGGCCUGCCCAAGCACAGAUGUUGACGAGCUAACUAUAUGUCUGCUCACCGUUUUUGAACAACGGGGGAUGAUAUUUGAGCUGCUGGAGGCUCUUAUUAAACAAGAGAUAGCAGAUACCGAGAACGAGGCAGAGAUUUUGCGCCGAGGCUGCGUGGCGACCAAAAUGUUGUCGGUUUACGCCAAAUGGAAGGGCGCCGCAUACAUUCGAAAUACCCUCCAGAAGGUUUUGGAACGGUUGAUGUUGACUUCGAAGGAUCUUGACCUAGAACUAGAUCCUGCAAGAGUCAGCUCAACAGAGGAGCUCCAGAAGAACGCCCUGCAGCUUCGUAUAGUUGCCAAGGUCUUCAUUGACGACAUCUGUGCAUCGUCCACCAGUAUCCCACCGGCGUUCCGCAAAAUCUGUUACAUCAUAUCAAAUGCAGUCAUGCCAAGGUUCCCUGAUGCCAAAUAUACUGCUGUAGGGGCCUUCAUUUUUCUCCGCUUCUUUUGUCCUGCAAUUGUUGCUCCGGAGGUGGAAGGCCUUGUAUCAACGACACCAUCCAAAGAAAUGCGACGUGGACUGCUCCUCAUUGCAAAGGUUAUCCAGAACCUGGCCAACAAUGUACUUUUUGGAGCCAAAGAGCCUUAUAUGUUCCCACUCAACGACUUCCUAACACAGAACAUCUAUCACGUUACCACCUUUCUUCGCGAGAUUUCUGUGCCGCCUCAGCAGUUGGAAGCACAUGGUGCCAUAGAGUCUUUCGACUUCGGGUCAUGUGUAGCUCUUCAUCGCUUCUUGUACGAUCAUUGGGAUCAUGUAAGGCAAACCCUCAUUUCGCGUGAAAGAAAGGACUACGGCAGAACAUCAGGGGAUGUUGUUCGAGGCCGUUCGCCGGCUUUAGAACCCCUGAGGAACCUGAUAGCUAAUCUUGGUCCGCCACCACUUGCUGUCUCCUGGAACAGGCCCCAGGUCUCCUCCAACAGCCCGCCAUUGUAUUCUAGGUUCCAGAACUUUAUGCUUCGAAACGCUUUUCGAAGUACCGAAUCCUUCCUAACCGCGCGAGCUGUGUACGAUGGAGGCGAGAGCAAGGAUGGUUUGUCUAUUAUUUGUGUUAUUCUUCGUCAUAUCGAGACGGAGAGCAUUGACUACGACACAUUAUUAUACUGUUACCUCAAGAUUGCGAGUAGACUAUGGCACCGGCCUUUCGGGAUUUUGAUCGACGCAACCUGUUAUAAUGGGCGCAAUGAGCCUCAGGACGAUUUGUUUAAAAAGCUAGAGCUACUCACACCAUCGGAAUUAUCACAGAACCUUACACGCAUCUACGUCUACAACAUGAACAGUGCAUUCAAGCGGUGCUUUCGACGUUUACUCAGGGUAUGCACCAAGAAUGAGAAUGGUGUUUUCAACCCCAAAAACGUGGAGUACCACUUAAUAGGGAGUCUUCAAGAUUUGCAGGCGCACUUCCACCUUAGCCAGCUUCAUCUGCCGAAAGAGACAAUCAGUGUAGUGACUGAUACUCGUUACGUCUUUCAGCCCAUCACACGACUUUCUAAGUCCAAAGGCAAAAUUGAAGUAAUCAUCAAGGUGGGUAGUCAGUUUGUCCAGGUCACGACGACGAAAAAGCAAGAGAUUUUUGCGGGAUUUCGUCUGGGCACUACCGUGAACGAUAUCUUUCGCUUGGGUGAAGUUGAUGAAGCCCCAACAUCCAUACAAACCGAAGACGACUCAGCUUUUGGUCUGCGGGCAGACAAUGGGAAGAUUGUGAUGUACUUUACCAGCCCCAAGAAAACGGACGUACUUCAGACAAUCCGAGGCGCCAAGGCCAAGCACGGCAAGGAUAACAGAACCCACAAAUCUGUUGAACGCCUCAUCCGACCACAAGACGUUCCGGGCACCCUUCUGAACCUUUCCUUGGCAAACCUUUCUAGCCAUGAUCAUAUCUUGAGGCUAUCGUCUUAUAAUUUGCUGGGGGCGCUCUGUAGGGCUUUCAAAUUCAGCUCAGCCUCAAGAAUCAUUUGUACCAAAGAUGUGUCUGUUCCUUUGGACCCGAAUCGCUUUGUAGUGGAUAUCAGCAAUGAACUGGCACUGAGUGAGCCUCAAUUGACGUCAGACUUUCUGACCGAGUUCUUUGUCGGAUGGGAGAGUUUCCCCGAUGAACAGAAGCCGCUCAGUCUAGCCUAUAUGGCCCCUUGGCUGCCUGGGCUGCGAACAAAUAUCCUGACAAACGAGCUAGAUGGCGAAAAGGGUAGAGAAAGGGUUGCGAUCCUGUUCCGAAAGCUCAUCGAUGUGACCGUUCAAGAUCAUGCGCUCACAUUUGCCUUGGAGCAGUCAGUCUGGCCAAAGAUCGUUCAAGAUGAAAUUCUCCUCGAGGUUUUCAUGGAUGAACUUCUCAAGUCGGCCAUGACUUACAGCGUUCAUGACGAUUCUCUGGACGUUAUUUCGUCGAUUGUGGUUGGUAUUGGAACAGUCACACUGCGAGGCAAAAUUCUGUCAAGGCUUCGCAAAGCCCUCAACAGGUCAUCGUUACGUCCUACCAAGUAUUUGCCAGACAACGCAGUAUGGGCUGAGAUCUGCACCUUGCUUCGAUUCUGCCUUGCCUUGUCAUUUGACAAUGGCGUGCAGUCCCAGCUUUUUCUACCUGAAAUAUUCCACAUUGUGACAAUGCUAGCGAAUACUGGUGCUCAAGAAGUUCGCUUGCUUGUCUACCGCCUACUGGUGAAUUCGGUCCACGCUGUAUGCACAUCUUUCAAUCUGGAUGAUGCUCGAUCGGGUAAACUCCGAGCAAGUCUCGACUUUCUUUGCGAUCCGCGCAGCGACAUUUUCGCAGCACCGCCUACCUUUCCACGCGACGGCGCAUCAGUAUCGACCUCUCAGGAAGCCGGCCCCGCACUAACAGCUACAGAGAAUCUCGCAUCUUGUCUUUUUGAGAUUUGUUCUAUUGCCGCACCAACAAUUGAUCUUGCUAAUACAUGGCGGUCAAGAUGGAUGAGCCUUGUGGCAAGCACAGCUUUUCAGAACAAUCCUGCUAUUCAGCCACGAGCGUUUGCCGUUAUGGGCUGCUUGGCUCGUGAGGAGGUUGACGAUGACUUGCUUUACCAAGUAUUAGUGGCUUUGCGCAAUAGCGUCAACCGAUUUGGUGACGAUCACAAUAGCGAGAUGCUUGUAUCUAUUGUCACUUCGCUUUCAAAAAUGAUGGCCAAACUUCCAUCGGCAUCCAGGUACGGCCUCCAACUGUUCUGGCUCGCCAUGUCACUGGUACGGCUGGUUCCUGCAAGUCUUUUCAAUUGUACUGCUCAAUUUCUUGAGGCUGUUCUAGCAAAUAUCAGUACUGGGGAAGAGUUCCAGGGAGACAAUAUGGCAUCACUGCUUCUCCAAGGCAGAGCUCCGUUGGAUGAAGCCGCCUUGCCAUUAGAAGAGAUUUACGGCAUUCAUUUCGAACAGGACACGUUCCACCUUGCUGUAUGUGCAUGCUUAGCACGCGGCUUGACGGAUACCAUGACGAGGCAAACUACUAUGAGAGUUUUGUCUUCAUUCUUAAAAAUGACAUGCGAUGUCGAGGGAAGGGAGAAGCCAGAGGUCACACAAACUUCGCCUUAUUUAUCCCUUCUAGUAGCGCGUGCUAUAGGGAAUCAUGAAAUAAAGGACAGCCUUUGGUCAGCUGGGAUCAACGCAGACGAUAUUGGUCUACUCAACGGAAUGCGCAAACCACCACAGCUUGAGGCAAUGUCCGAUAACGCGUUAUUGUUGAUUACCUCCAUUGAACUCAUUGACUUCCAAUAUGUGGAAGACACUGUGCAGACACGGACCCUAGACUGGCUUAACAUUCUUGCCAAGGAACGACCAUUCGUGGUAGAGCACCUGUAA
Fusarium poae is the source of this 7341-nucleotide messenger RNA. RefSeq lists its product as uncharacterized. NCBI's taxonomy places the organism in Eukaryota, Fungi, Ascomycota, Sordariomycetes, Hypocreales, Nectriaceae. Gene Ontology annotation, biological process: regulation of GTPase activity. The record is from RefSeq and is a predicted model, not a curated record. The transcript has 8 exons. The coding region runs from base 1 to 7341 and encodes 2446 amino acids.